This is a messenger RNA of Anopheles maculipalpis, 480 nucleotides long. RefSeq lists its product as uncharacterized. The record is from RefSeq and is a predicted model, not a curated record. The coding region runs from base 70 to 480 and encodes 136 amino acids. NCBI's taxonomy places the organism in Eukaryota, Metazoa, Arthropoda, Insecta, Diptera, Culicidae. The transcript is spliced from 3 exons.
GGCAGUGCCGUAUCGAUCGUUACACUGGCAAGUUGGUUCAUUUUAUAGCUUCACUUCUUCGCUACAACAAUGGUAGGAAGCAUUUGUGAAAGUGGGAAAUAUUUUCCAGUCGGGUUGAUUGGUAUACUUUUAAUUGGUGCUACCCUAGGCAGUCCUUUGCCCCAGCAGGACGAAAUUAGUAACGAGAUUGAUCAAGUGGCCACCCUGAUCACAACGACCAGUAGCAGCAGUAGUGGCAGUAGUACCAGCAGCACUACGACAGAGUUCCCAUAUGAGGCAGUAGCAAAGAUUUACUCAUCGCCGCCGGACAAGGUGGGAACUUUGCAGUAUUCGUCCGGUGUACAUAAAUUCCGGAUUGGUCCUAAUGAGAACGAACAGAAGCGUUUGCUCGAGGAGUAUUACUACCAUUUCGAAAGGGUGGAAAAGAAUCUUCCACCGACUACGAGAAAAUACAAUUUUGAACCUCCUAAGAAAUAUUGA